AUGAGAGUGUAUCUUGAAGGGGACGCAACAGCGGAAGAGUUUUUAUCGAUGCUUCUAUCAAUUGGAAACGGCGAACUGACUGCUGAUGAGAGCGGACUGGUAACCAUACCACCCGGAUGUGGAGAAUUAGUUAACGGUGUAGAGGCAAUUAGCGGAAAAGUCUUCCCCAACUUGGAUUAUCCAACCGACUUCCUAAAUUCCUUAGAUCUUUCUGGCAUGCCACCGCAUAAUCUUAAAUUGAAAGUGGGGUGCCCGGUUAUGCUUCUCCGAAAUCUGGAUGCUCCCGAUCUUUUCAAUGGAACACGACUCAUCAUUAAACAGAUUUUACCGCACGUUCUUGAAGCCACCAUACUGACAGGACUAGCUCAAGGAAAAGACAUCUUUAUACUAAGAAUACCACUCAUACCAUCGGACCUUCCCUUUCAAUUUAAACGACUGCAGUUUCCACUAAACGUUUGCUUUGCAAUUUCCAUCAAUAAAUCACAAGGUUAA
Corticium candelabrum is the source of this 492-nucleotide messenger RNA. RefSeq lists its product as uncharacterized. The coding region runs from base 1 to 492 and encodes 163 amino acids. Lineage: Eukaryota; Metazoa; Porifera; Homoscleromorpha; Homosclerophorida; Plakinidae. The transcript has 2 exons. Gene Ontology annotation, biological process: DNA replication. The record is from RefSeq and is a predicted model, not a curated record. Gene Ontology annotation, cellular component: replication fork.